AUGGCUGAUUAUGUUACAGUGGUUGAGGUGGAUGAUCCGCAAUCAUCUAAAGACACAAACCCAUUGUUGGGAAAUUCAACACAACCUGCAACGGCAUUACCGGCCGAUGAUUCUUCGUUUAUAACUGUGCUAUCGAUCAACAACAAUACUAACACGAAUAGCAGCAACAACACACCACACCAACAAUUGACCACGAACACCAGCACCACCACCUCUACAAAUAAUCAUAAAAAUUCUUGUAGUUCAGACCCCAACCCCCUAGCGGCGGAUGACACCGAAGAGGUAACCGUCUAUCGUUUGGUUGGCGAACGCUUGGGUUUCGGUCUCAAAUUUCAAGGUGGCACCCGCAGUGCGGAAAAAGUACAAAAACUAUUUAUACAAUCAUGUGCCAAGGAUAGUCCCGCAUCGAAGGUGGUGACUUCGUGGGGCCAGCUAAAAGAGGGUGAUGAAAUCGUAAAAAUCGAUGAACACUUGGUGCGGGAUAUGACCCGAAUUGAAUGUGUGAAAUGUCUCAAGGAUAAUGUGGCCAUAAAGCUGGUGGUUCGCAAUGGUAAGGGUUUGAUACCGGAAGAUUUGGAAGAGAAGGGGGCGAUGGGGGAUCAACAUCAUCAAAAUAAUGGGGUUCUUGGUUCGGGAGUGAGUAAUGGUCAAAUGAAGGGGGCACCACCACCACCGCCACCAGUGCCGCCAAGGAAAUUGGUGAAGAAGCAAAGGUCCUUUAAGGAUGCCGAGAAGGUGGAGGUGUCACAGGUCAAACAGGAGGUUGUGGAAAUGUCAGCAGAGAGGUCCUUUACACCACCACCCGAUGCGGAAUAUUAUAUCAAUUUGUUUGCCGAGAAUAAUGGUACAAAUGGUUCGUUGCUGAGGAACCCCUCCAGGAAUGGUGAAUCGGAAUCGGAUGAUACGGCAAGUACCAUAUCCACGGUGAUCGAUCGUUAUUCCAUGACUUCGAAUUAUUCAUCGGAAUCGGAUUUGUCGGGUUUCACAUCUUUGAAUAAUGGCCAGACCGGAGUUGCUGGAGUAGUGAAGCCGGAAUUGGCCAAGGUUUUGAAACCGUUUGCGUUAUUGGAACAGGAAUUUAGGGUAGAGGGAGCCUUGGAAAAUCCUCUAAUUUCGGAGGUAAUCGAAGUGAAUCUGAUACCCGGAAAUAAUUAUGAAAAUGUGGAGUUUAAGACGGAGAAAAUCAACAACUAUGAAAAUGUGGAAUUGAAGGCCAAGGUGGGGACUGAGGAAGAACUUGUGGUAGAAACCAAACAACAAUCUCCCAUACCCACUCCCAAACCCAGGCAACAGGUAGCCACAUCCCCCGUGGAACCCAAGAAGCGAUCCAUCAUUCCUAUGCCCCGCAAAUUGAGUAUCAAUGGCAAACAGGCCAUUGAGGUACCACCCCCGAAAAUUCCCGAGGAUGCUUUGAGGAAAGGUAAUGGAGAGCAACAAAAUCCUAACAAAACCCCCACAAGUCCCGCUGCCGGAAAACCUGCACCUGAGUCACCACCCACCAAAGAAUUUACCACAAAAAUUCCCAAGGCCAUACAUUCGCCCAGCAGUCAAUACAGGUCCCUGGAAAGGGCCAAAACGGAAUCGGAAAUAAAAUUGAAGCAGGAAAUCUCGAAGCAGGACAAGCUAAAGCAACAGACCACGGACUUUUUGGCCCACGAAGCCAGCUCAAAUGGUCCAUCGAAAACCAAUAAAACCCCCUCUCCUGUAAAAUCCAGAAUUCCCAUUGUCCUGACGCCCAAGCGAUCCUUGGAUUUGGAAUCCGCCACCCCAGAAAAGAAAUCCACCCUGCAGAAGUCACCCACCAACAUACCCCGCCUAUUGACAAAGCAAAAAUCUGAAACCGAUUUGAAGCUGAAUUAUUGCCGCUCCAAGGAGUCGAGUCCCACAAUGACCAGCAAAAAAAUUCCCCUGCAAAGGACCAUUUCGGCUGAUUCGAAAAUUAAAAUGCCCGAAAGGACCCUGAUACCGGUACUUCACCCGAGCAACACUUCCAAUGGUACCUCUUCCACGGAAAGUUUGAAUUCCAAUUCAACCACAACUUCGGGAGGAAAAUCGGCAAGAGGACCCAAGCCCAAACCGCCAGAGAGGGUGCAAUCCCUCAACAAGACUCAAAUCCCCAAAGCAAAUGCGAUCGGCAACAGUAACAACAACAAUGUGACCACAGUAGCUGUGGUGGAUCGAUCCUCCACAAAUUCCCUGGCCAGUCCCCAGACCUCUCCCCUGCCAGCCAUGCAGACUUUCAAGCAGCCCUCACCACCCAAGCAGCAGGAGAAGCCGCUAACACCACCCUCUCCCAAUCGGGAGAUACGUUUUAAAAUACAAACCUACACCUCCACCAAUAACAACAACCCGCAUAACAACACUACCUUCCAGGAGCCGGAAGAGCUACCCAGCCUCUUUGAGCUGCAGAGGCGUAACAGUCCCGAUGCCACACGGAAAUCUGAAGAGUUCUCCACCUUUAAGGCCACCAGCUCUCCAACCGUGACCACCCCCACCACCACUACCCCGAAAAUGGAAACCAAACCAGAACUCGAAGAUGAAUUGGAUCGCAUUACACCCCCACCCCUAGUGGUGGGUAAAUGCAUGAAGGUCGAUGAUACCGCUCCCAUGUACUAUUCCUCAUCGAGCAGUGACGACGAGGAGGAAAAUGAAACCGAUCUCAGUGGGGUCUACGGGGAUGACGAUGAUGAUAAGGAUUAUAUCUGUGAAGAUGGUGAGAAAUUGGGUCCCCCAGAGUUAAUUAAUGGUCCUGGUCCUUCGGAGGCCUAUUUUAAUUUGUAUUGGCAUUCGAAUAUGCUACCCACAAUUGGUGAGGUCGAAGAGGAAUGUUCAUCGCUCGAGCUGCAAUCGAUGAAUGCAAAUGGACCCAUUGUUAUCGUUGAUGAUCUGAGCCAGCAGAAGCCUAGUGGAGCUCUAAAGUCUGUUGAAACGGAAGAAAAACGAGAACCAGAACCAAAAUCAACUACCACAAAAGGAAAUCUCAAGAAACCCAACUUCAUUGGGGUACCCGUACUACCACCUACCGUGCCGAACUUUGAGGAUUUGAAAUCCGUAAAGAAAUCUACGAAAGAAACGAACGAAGAAACGAAAAUAGCGGCCGCCGACAUGAAUGCUGAACCUGAAGAGAAUUGCAAUAAUUUGCAAAAUAACGAUGAUAAGAUAAUAGGAAAUGCCGAACCCAUUGACGAUAUACAAACUAAGAAGGUGGAGGAUGAAGAGGAAGUAGACAAGGUUAUGGAAAAAUCGGAUUCCAAAAAUGAACACAAUUUUGUGGAGGUUAGUAAAAGUUCCAGCAAAGAAGUGUCGGAAGAUAAUGGACGCACCUCCGAAACCUCCAAGGAGGUAAAGACGGAACAUCAAGAGACCACCACUAAGACGGGAACAGAAACCAUGACCACCACAACAACCACGAAGAAGAUAAUCAAAUCUUCCACGACCACCAGUUCUUCACAGAUCAUAAGUGGCAGUACCACACACACAGGGGAUUUCAAGACCCUGGAUGGUCUGCCAGAGGAAUUUACGAAAGUUGUAACAGAUCCACAAAAUCUCCCCGAAGAGUUCAAGAAGUUAUUGAACUCCUCCUCGCCCAAAUCUCCCAGAGAUGGGGCGGACAACAAACCCCUAUUCACCCUGCAACCCUACAAUGAACGUAAGGGCAACACUAAAAUCACCGUCUUGGAGGAACGCCAAUUCGAAUCCAAUCAAAAAGCCUAUUCGGAAAUACGCACAAAGGACGCGCUGACCGGAGAGGAGAAGGUACAAAAAUCCAGUGAAACUCAUCGUGAAAAGGCCAAACUGAAAAAGGUUCAGAGCCAGGAUAGCCUUGAUGAUGGCAGCUUUGGAGCCUCCAGCGAACAGGAACCGUUAACUGUUACCGCUAAAGCGGAAACACGAUUAGCGGAGGAGGCCCAUAAUCCACAGGAUAAUCAAAGUAUUGCUCGUGGUAUUUUGAAAUUAUCGGAGUGUGGUAAACAAGUGCAAACGAACGCCCUGGGUGGGGUAGAUCUAAUGGAAUGCGAACAUCAGGUAAUGGAGACAUUUGAGGAUUCCGAACAGAUCCUAAAACCCCAAGGAGAAAAGAGUGGGGAAUCUUCUGAAAAACCUUCCCUGCUAAGGGAGAUAAGUGAAACCCUGACGGUGAGUAAAAAUGGUGAUACCCAGGUCACCAAACACAAUGAAAUCACUGCGGAAACUCCCGCCAAGAAAGGUCCCAAACUUCUCAAGAAAUCCGAGGAGGAGAAACGCCUCGAAAUGGAGGCUCAAAAACUCAUCGAAAGCUAUCAAAAGGUACGCAAGGAGGCUGAGAAGCUAUUUCAGUUUGAUAACUUCCGUCAUAACGAUGAUGAUCAGGGUUUCGAUUUAAGCGGUCUGGAAGUGGAGGAAAAGGAAGAAGAAAAUAUCGCCGAACCUCAAAAUGAAAGUGUGGGAGAGAAUUUGGAGGCUACAAAAGAGGUUUCAGAGCAAAAGAAGCCAAGCGAAGUGGUUGAAAAGAAAUCUGCAGCACCUGAAGAGACCUCAUCGAAGGUGGAAGUAAAGAAAUCUGCAUUGGAAGUCAAGAAUCCGGAGGCAGAAGUUAAGAAAUCUGCAGUAGAUGAAGGUAAACAAUUGGAAUCGAUAAAAUCUCCACAAGAAGUGAUUACCUCGGGUGCAGAAGUAAAGGCAUCUGAAGAAAUUGAGGCACCUAAAGUGAAUGCCACGAGUCCUGAACCAAAACUGGAAGCUAAGACCUCAGAACCUGAAGUAAAGGCAGCUAAAGCAGAGGAAGGAAUCAAAUCAGAAUCAGUGAAAUCUCCACAAGAAGUGCUUCCAUCACAUCCAAAAGUAAUGACAUCUGAAGUAAAGUCGGAAUCUAAAGUGAAGUCUAAGAAUUCGGAACCAGAAGUAAAGAAACCCAAGGCGGAGGAAGUUUUCAAAUCGGAAUCGAUUAAAUCACAAAAAGAAGUGAAUCCUUCGGGUGUAAAUGUAAUGACUUCUGAGGUAGAAGUAAGGACUUCCGAAGUAGAGGUAAUGACAUCUCAACCACACGAAAAUAGAUCCGAAACCGAACAAAAGAAUAAAGCUGAGGGAGAGGAGCAUAAACCCGUAUCGGAACAUGUGAAAUCGAAAUCAGAAUUCAUGAAAACGGAAGUAGAAGUGAUGAAAUCGGUAGGAGAAGUGAUGAAAUCGGAAGGAAAAGUGGUGAAUCCUGAACCCAAACUAAUGACCACUGAAGUAAGGAGAAUCGAACCCGAAGAAAAGAAAUCGGAAGCGAAAAUAUUCGAACCGGAAGUGAAGAAAAAUGUUUCGGAAGAAAAUAAAUCACCAGCGGAACCAAUGAAAACUGAAGAGGAAGUGAUGAAAAAGGAGCCCAAAGUAGGCACUUCUAAGGUAAUGAAACCUCAAAUCGAAGUUAUUACAUCCGCAGAAGAAGUGAUGAAACCUGAAUUGGAAACUACAAAAUCUGAAGUAAGAAAAUCUGUCCAGGAGAAAAUAGCUGAGGUAGAAGUGAAAAAUGCGGUCUUAAAGUCAUCCGAACCUACGAAGAAAGAGAAGCAAUUGUCCGAACCAAAAUUCUCUAAGGAGAAAGAGAAGGAAAUUGCCACGAAAUCGGUUAAACCGGACAGCUUUCCCGCUCCUCUCACACGAGAAGAACCCCAGAUUGCCACAAAACCUGAAACCAAACCCCUUGAACCCUCCACCUCAGCCAGUGAAAUUCUCAGCUCUCCUAUCAUAAUUUCCCCCUCAGCUUCCGAUGACGUUCUCCAUGAAGAAACUGAAUAUGUGCUGCACAAAAAUAUCAUCAAGGAGGAGGGUAAAGUAAUGGAAAUUAUUGAAAUCGAAGAGAAGAAAAAAUCUCCAAAAUCCGCACACAAAGAAACAUCUACAAAGACCAUUAAAAUAUCUCCGAAAUCUUCACCGCGAGCCUCACCAAAACUCAAACGCAGUGAAAAGACCAAAACGAAAGCGGAAGGACAAGAGGACACCACCACCUCACUGAAAGUGAAACCAAAACCCACACCGAAACCCAAGCCUCCCAUACCGCAAAGGAGGAAUAGUACCGAUGCUAAUGCCAUAAAACCCAUACCCAAGCGGAGAGGUUCACUUGAGACAACGGCCUCCAUAGUACUACCACCCAAGGAAGUUAAUCUUGAAACUACCACAACCUCAACUCCGAUAAUUGAAAUACCCAAACCUGUAGAACCCAUCACAAUUGAAAUCCCCAAACCCAUGGAACGUAUUAUUGUGGGCGUUGAACAUCACAUCAUAAUACCCUCAGUGGAUUUGAAAAAAGAUUUACCUCCCCAGCCCCCGGUCAUAACCUUAGCCAGCGAUAAAUUACCCUCUGUGGUGGAGAAACAACAAUCGUUUGAAUCUAAAGUUCCGUUACUAAGUCAAACGGCAUCGGGAGAUUUAUUGGAGACCAUCAACUUACCAAAUGUCUCGAAUGCAUCAUCUGCGGCCGAUAUAGCGAAAGAGAUUUUGGUAUCAUCGUCAAUGGAUUCGGUGCAAAGUGUUGAGGAGAAAUUAUCGCCAGCGGCGCAAACCGAUGAGGAGGAGUUGGAGGAAACGUUGCAAGCUGACGAAGGAGAGGAUAUAAAAGCCCGUCUAGAGCAAGAGAAGAAAAUUGAAG
Messenger RNA from Musca vetustissima, 6610 nucleotides. RefSeq names its product titin-like. The record is from RefSeq and is a predicted model, not a curated record. Lineage: Eukaryota; Metazoa; Arthropoda; Insecta; Diptera; Muscidae. The transcript is spliced from 4 exons. Gene Ontology annotation, molecular function: protein binding. The annotation marks the transcript as partial.